CUUCACCUGCCGUCUGUUGGACAGAAAACUUGAAAACUAUCUGCUGUUAACAGGGUAAGUGUGAAUAUUGUGUUAUUAUUACAUACACAAGUUUUAUUUCCUUAUACAAAUAUGCUGUAAAACAAAAUGUUUAUAUUUACAUGUUUUCAUUUAGCAGACCCUUCAAUCACAUGAGCAGAAACAUCAGCAGUUAUUGCUACGCUAUUCUUUGCAAAGAAAAAUAUAAAAUGUAAAAUUAAUCGAAUGCAAGAAAAUAAAGAAUUUACUGUAUCACAUUUUGCCAGACUCCCACUUUGAGGAUGUUUCAUUUUAAUAACUAAAACAUAUAUAUAUAUAUAUUGCAAAUUAUUUAGUCUAACUAUAUCAUGAUAAUAGUUCAUUGAUUCUGGCAUGUUAGGUAACGUAAAGUAUGUUUGAUGUGGCAGAGGGCAUGGGUUAUUUUUGCCGCUAUAAAUUUCUAUGAAUCUCUACUGUUAGGACAAGUCCAUGUCUCGUGUCUCAGGAGCCCUUUUAUUUGAGGCCAGUGGAAAUAUUGGAUGGACUGAAAGAUGGAUGAAUCUGAGAUAAAUUUGUGAUUUUUUAUUUAUUUUUUUCUCCUUCACCAGGAUUCAUUUAAAUUAUUGUGAACUGUGAUUACAUGGUUUAACAAAACAAAUUCACUGCUUUGGUACUCAGAUUGUAAGCAAAUUUUUCCCAUUUUCUCAUUUAGUUUCCAAACCUUUCCAUCAAUAUUCUAAUACAAAUUUUGUGUCAUUCUGUAGAUUCAACUGAAUUCUCAAAAUAAGCUGAAAUGAGAAAACAGAUAGAUGAUUUGAAUUUUGUGCUGUUGGGCAAGACUGGAGCAGGAAAGAGUGCAUCAGGAAACACAAUUCUGGGCGGAGAUGAGUUUAUAGUGAAUUUGUCUCUUGAGUCUGUGACCGGGAUCUGUAAGACAGCACGUACAGAAGUGGGUGGACAAAGAAUCAAUGUGAUCGACACAAUAGGACUCUCUGAUAAAUCAAUGAAGACUACAGGUUUACAAAGUAAAAUAGAGCAGAUAUUUGAGUGUACAUGUCAUGGUCUUGAUGUGUUUCUGCUGGUGAUCAAAUUGAGUAAGGAAAUCACAGAGGAGGACAUGAACAUUGUGAAGUGGAUCAAAGAGACGUUUGGAGAAAAGGCCUCAAAACACACACUAGUGCUCUUUACUCAUGGAGAUGAAUUACAGCAGCCAAUUGAGGAAUAUCUGAGUCAAUACAAAACACUGAGGUCAGUAGUUGAUCAGUGUUCAGGAGGAUAUCAUGUUUUUAAUAACAAAGAUGAGGAUCACUCUCAGGUCAAUCAACUUCUGAAAAAGAUUGAGCCAAUGAAGAUGAUGAAUGGAAGCAGUAGAUACACUGAACAGGACUAUAAGGACACUCAGGAUAAAAUCCUACAUGAAAAAUGUUGUACAAGAGCAUUAGUAGGAGGAGCAUUAGCUUCUAAAACAGGAGCAGUUGCAUUAACUGAAGGAAGAGCAGCAGCAGAGGAGGUGCACUUGUGGCAGCAGCAACAUUUGGAGGAGUGUAUUAUUUUUCAAGAAAAUACAAAGCUAAAAAUGAUAAAAAUGUCUGAACUCGAAGAAAAUGUCGACCUCUUGCACAGCUAUCAGGGCGUGACUCUCUUCACGCAGGGCGUGACUCUCCUGACGCACGGCGUGACUCUCUCGCACGGCGUGACUCUCUCUCACACGGCGCGACUCUCUUCUCGCACGUCAAUGCUCUGUUUAAUUCCAUAUUUCAUUUAUUCACCUGAUCUGAGGAUUGUUCUGCUGGGUAAAACUGGAUCAGGAAAGAGCUCAACAGGAAUCACUGUAUUAGGCAGCGAUGUGUUUAGAGUGGAUAUUUCUGCUCUUUCAACCACUGAAACAUGUGAGAAACAAGAAGCAGAUGUGUGUGGAAGAAUCAUCUCAUUAAUUGACACUCCAGGACUGUUUGACACAUCAAUGUCAGAAAAGGAGCUAAAGGAAGAAAUAGCGAAUUGCGUCAAACUGUCUGCUCCUGGUCCUCAUGUGUUCCUGCUGGUGAUCAGAGUGAGUGUGAAAUACACAGAGGAAGAUGCGUCAAACUACACCAUCAUUCUGUUCACUCAUGCUGAUGCACUGAAGAAAAAGCCUUUAGAGGGGUACAUCAAAGAUUGUCCAGAUCUCCAGGAACUGAUAGAUGGUUUUGGUGGCAGAUAUCACAGAUUCAACAAUGAGGACAUGGAGAACCGCUCUCAGGUCGAAGAACUGCUGGAGAAGAUUGAUAAAAUGGUGGGGAAGAAUGGAGGAAAGCAUUACACUAAUGAGAUGUACCAGGAGGCUCAGAGAAAGAUACAAGAAAGAGCUCAAUUCUACAGGAUUCACAGAGAAAUGAAUUCAACACACACAGAGUCUGAUGAAGCACCUGCUUUACAGGAUUUGAGGAUGGUGUUACUGGGAAACACUGGAGCUGGAAAAAGUUCUGUAAGCAACAUAAUACUGGACAGAGAGGCGUUUAAAGAGAGCAGCACACUAGUGAGUGAACUACAGAGAGGACGAGUAGAAGACAGAAACAUCUCAGUGAUCAACACUCCAGGGUUCAACAACACUGAACUGACUGAUGAAGAGCUGCAGAAGGAAAUGAUGAAGAGUCUUUCUCUCUCUCAUCCUGGUCCUCAUGUCUUCCUGCUCAUCAUCAGACUGGACAGAUUCACUGAGAAUGUGGAGAAGAUUGUACAAAACAUUCAGGAGAACUUUGGAGAAGAAGCUUUCAGGUUCACUAUGGUGCUGUUUACUGGGAGACAGGAGAUGUCUAAGAAAGAAUGGAUCAAGUUUAGGCUGAAUAGAAGAACUAGAGAACUUCUAAGCUACUGUGAAGAAAAAUGUCAUGUGUUCAUUCAUAAAAGUAAGAGAGACAGGAAACAGAUCCUGAGCUUGUUGGAGGAGAUUGAUGAAGUAGUGAGGAAGAACGGACAAGAACAUUACACUAAAGAGAUCAUCGUGAAGAUUAAUGGACAAGAGAAAGAGAGGACAAUACGACAAGAGGAGACGGACAGAAGACAGCAAGAGAGUGGAUUACAUCUAAAUGAAGAUAUAAUACUCCAUGAGAAAGAAAAGUUGGACAUAUCAGAGGACAGCAGUCAAGAGCUUGUUACUGGAGAGGAACAAAUAGAACAGAGCGUUCAGAAAGACCAAAGGGAAACACAUGAGAGUGAAGAAGGAUGCGGUCCAGAAAGAAGAUCUCCACAAACAGAAGGAUAUCAAAGCGAGAGAGAACAUGAAAGAUGUUUGAUCGAGGAGGAAAAGAGUGUGACACCAGAAAAUCAUUCACUAAUAGUAUCAGAUCUGAGGAUUGUUCUGCUGGGUAAAAGUGGAUCAGGGAAGAGUGCAACAGGAAACACCAUCCUGGGAAGAGAUUCAUUCAGAGUGAAUAAGUGUUUUCUAUCAGUCUGUCACACUUCAGAGAAACAUGAAGCAGAUGCUGGUGGAAGAAUCAUCACAGUGAUUGAAACUCCAGAACUGUUUGAUUCAUCUAUCAGUAAUGAAGAACUGAAGACAGAACUAGAGAAGUGCGUGUACAUGUCUGCUCCUGGUCCUCAUGUGUUCCUGUUGGUGAUCAGACUGGAUGAGAGAUUCACAGAUGAAGAGAAGAACACAGUGAAAUGGAUUCAGCAGAACUUUGGAGAAGAUGCUGUAAACUUCACCAUCAUUCUGUUCACUCAUGCUGAUGCGCUGAAGGGUAAAUUAUUACAUGAACAUAUCAAAGACAAUCCAGAACUUCGGGCAUUCACUGAGAGUUUUGGUCACAGAUAUCACUCAUUCAGCAAUCAGGACAUGUGGAAACGCUCUCAGGUCAGACAACUACUAGAGAAGAUCGAAGGAAUGGUGGAGAGAAAUGGAGGAAAGCACUUCACUAAUGAGAUGUAUGCCAAAGUUCAGGACAAGAUUGAAAAGGAGGAGAAAGAACAGAAAGCAACAUGGUUUAAAGGAGUUUUGGUUUUCUUAAUAGGAGCUCUAGCAGCUGCAGCAUUCGCAAAAACUGGACUUGAAGGAUGAGGAGUGACUACAGCAGCAGAUAGAAGCAUCUUUAUUAACAGAAGUAAAAAGACAGAGUUUAUUGUUUCUAAUUAGUCUGAUUAUAUCUGUUUGUGAUUAUUUAUUAGGCUGGAUCUCAUGCUUUUAUUGCUUGUUCAGCUGUAACAGAAAUAGGAAUGUAAAGUUAUCGGUAAAGCUACAGUAUAUAAGAUGAUAAAGUAGCAGAAGAUCAACUCUAUUAUCAAAAGAUUUGGGGGCAAUCAGAACAGAAGUUCAUUGGACUUCAUUACAGAUUGCUAUUUUUAUUGUUAUUUUGGAGUCAGAUUGUCUGUAAUUAGUGCAGAUUACAGAUUCUAACAAUAACAGAUGAACAGGAACCUGUGGCCUCUGUAUGGGCACGUGGAACUGUGCCAGUGCCAGUGCCCCACCAAAAUAUUCAUCCACUUUAAAACACAGAUCCAUACUAUAAACUGACAAAAAUAUUAUGUGUGGUCAAAUAUGAAAAUGCAUGUAUCGCGUUUAUGUGUUCAACGAGUUGAAUAUUGUAAAAUUUCCCUGCAGUUAUACAUAACCUAUAGCACUCAGGAGAAGAAUCUGCCCCACCUAUAUCUGUGGUCAUGAACCACUACUUUUAGAAACCUAUUUACUCAAAUGCUGUCCGUAAUUAUUUAUUAGGCUGGACCUAAUGACUGUAUUGCUCAUUAAACAUUAAGCAUGUUAAUAUAAGUUAGGCAAGCAUUUUCAAGUAUGUAUAUUUUCCCAACACUGUUUCUAAAUGUACAUAAUAUUUGUAUGCUUAUGCAUUGCCUCAUUUAGAGGAAAAAAUUCAUUUGCAAUAUGUGUUAAUGUAGCUUUUAACAGUGUUCUAAUUAAACUGCACUUUUCUGUUUGUCAUUGUCAA
Molecule: messenger RNA, 4913 nt
Organism: Myxocyprinus asiaticus (Chinese sucker)
Lineage: Eukaryota; Metazoa; Chordata; Actinopteri; Cypriniformes; Catostomidae
Exons: 7
Coding region: 791-4033 (1080 amino acids)
Molecular function (GO): GTP binding
Source: RefSeq, a predicted model, not a curated record